Messenger RNA from Betta splendens (Siamese fighting fish), 1506 nucleotides. Its product is annotated as histone H3. Gene Ontology annotation, cellular component: nucleosome. The coding region runs from base 82 to 492 and encodes 136 amino acids. The transcript has a single exon. Gene Ontology annotation, molecular function: DNA binding; protein heterodimerization activity; structural constituent of chromatin. The record is from RefSeq and is a predicted model, not a curated record. Lineage: Eukaryota; Metazoa; Chordata; Actinopteri; Anabantiformes; Osphronemidae.
CAUCCGGCUUCACAGUUUAAGAGCAGCCGUCGUCGCGCUUUUACUUCACUGUUCUCCCGUUCAGAAAAACUACAAGAAAAAAUGGCCAGAACCAAGCAGACCGCCCGUAAAUCCACCGGAGGCAAAGCGCCCAGGAAGCAGCUGGCCACCAAGGCCGCCCGUAAGAGCGCCCCGGCCACCGGCGGCGUCAAGAAGCCUCACCGCUACAGGCCCGGUACCGUGGCUCUCCGAGAGAUCCGUCGCUACCAGAAGUCCACCGAGCUGCUGAUCCGCAAACUGCCCUUCCAGCGCCUGGUCAGGGAGAUCGCCCAGGACUUCAAGACCGACCUGCGCUUCCAGAGCUCGGCCGUCAUGGCUCUGCAGGAGGCCAGCGAGGCUUAUCUGGUCGGUCUGUUCGAGGACACCAACCUGUGCGCCAUCCACGCCAAGAGGGUCACCAUCAUGCCCAAAGACAUCCAGCUGGCCCGGCGCAUCCGCGGGGAGAGGGCUUAGACGGUCCGCUCCGUAGCAAACAAAGGCUCUUUUAAGAGCCACUACAUCAACUAAAGAGAUGUUUCUAAUGAACAAUAGGAAUAAUGGUAGUUAAUACAGUAUUUCUGUGAAGUGAACACAUUAGAUGCUUCAUGAACCGCUCCCUUAUUUAGUUCAGCGGGUUUUUUUGUUCCCGUGACGCAACAGGACGUGAGCACAGAAACUCAGAUCACAUUAGACACGUUGCUUUUGUUCGUGUUUGCUGUCCUAUUCGAUGUGACGUAUAGCUAAUGCUAACGUAGCUGAGCUAACUGUAAACGUUGGUCAAACGUGUUUGCGAAUAAUGGGCAUUACACAAACGAACACCAGGAGAAAUUAAUUUGUAGGGUUUUUAAGACGUUUUAUUGGUUCUCUGUGUAGGUCUCAGUUUUAAAGUUUACAUGGAUUUAAUUUGUCCCACGGUCCAAAGGUGAUUCAGUUCAGACACUUUUUACUUGUCAUCCAGAGACGAGUCAUUAACCAAACACUGUCUCAGUGGUGGCACUAGAAACACAACACUUAAAAAAGACAAGAAUUAUAAUAAAGUCGUGCUGGUUUGAUGAUUGCGGAUGCUCAACCUCAGAUGUGCAGUCAUGCAGGCUUAAAAUAUACCAGAUAUAUAUAUUUAUAAAUAAGAUGUCAGAUCAGCAGGCUCAUGACCCACAAGGUGUUUUAUGACUUUUAAAUGUGAAUCAGUGGUUCCAAACUUUAGGUCUUUACAUUUUAAUUGGUUGUAAAACCAGGUUUUAAUGAGGUUGUAAAUGUGAGUGAUCGAAUCUGAACCACUUAAAUAACCUUCAUAUCAUUUCAGUGACAGCAAAGCACAAGCUCAUGGUGUCUAGACUCAACCUUCACUUCUGUGUUUGACAUCGAGCUCCACAGAAAAAAAGAGGAACUCAAACACAACAAAGGAGUGAAGAACAGUUUCCCGUUCAAAAUGAAAACCUCCGUUUGUGUCUGGUUUUGUCUGAGGUGUAAUAAAAACAAUAUUAACAA